This is a messenger RNA of Babesia bovis T2Bo, 2332 nucleotides long. RefSeq names its product putative acetyl-CoA synthetase. The transcript is spliced from 2 exons. The record is from RefSeq and is a predicted model, not a curated record. Gene Ontology annotation, molecular function: acetyl-CoA synthetase activity; AMP binding. Bases 211 to 2322 code for a protein of 703 amino acids. Lineage: Eukaryota; Apicomplexa; Aconoidasida; Piroplasmida; Babesiidae.
AAGGAGUUCCUUGUAGAGCUCCUUUGGGUAUACCAGGGUUUCCGUGGUAUUCAGGUUGAAUUCUGGUAUCUCUGUGUAUGGACACUUGCGGGAGUCUAUACCUGUUUGUAUAACGUCAAGCUUAAUACAUAUCCACUGGCUUGUUUGCAGAGGCCAACAGUGCCUUUAUUUGUCCCUGACCAUAUUUAGUGGGCAUUAUCAUUUUUCAAAAUGUCUCCAUUCUCUGCUGAUGGACCAUCGCCUAGGCCUACGGACGCUUCAACGGCUGGUAACAAUGCAGACACCACUAGUGGCUCCACUGAUGAACUAUAUGCCGAAAUAAAUGGCACAUUCCCAUUUGACCCAUCAUUGGUGGAUGUAACUUACCCACCCAUUAGGCAUGAAGGUCGUAAAUACCACAUAUCUAGUUUGGAUGAAUACAAGGAGAUGCACCGCCGCAGCCUUGAGGACCCUGAAGGCUUUUGGGGUGACAUGGCCAAAAAGGAAUUGAGAUGGAUCCAUCCAUUUUCCAGGGUAAGUGAAGGUGAUUUCACUGCGGCCGACUACAUGUGGUUUGUUGGCGGCAAGAUCAACGCUUGUGAGAAUUGCGUUGACCGUUGGGCUGAGGAGCGUCCUAACGAUAUAGCCAUUAUAGCUGAGGGUGACGAUCCCACUAAGGUAACUACGGUAACAUAUCGCGAGCUUCGUCACAAUGUAUGUCGAUUUGCCAAUGUCCUUAUUGAUAAAGGAGUGAGGAAGGGUGAUGUUGUUACUUUGUAUAUGCCAAGCAUUCCUGAGCUUGCUUACGCUAUGCUUGCGUGUGCUCGUAUCGGUGCUAUACAUAGUGUUGUUUUCGGCGGUUACUCGGCCGCAAGCAUUGCUGAACGUAUUCGUGAUGCCGACUCUCAUAUAAUCAUUACUGUUGACGAGAGUUACCGCGGUGGCAAGACUAUAAAGAUGAAGUCGAUAGUUGACGAAGCACUUUUGAGUUGUGCUGGAGUAACCACAUGCCUUGUUUUACGUUACGCCGGGGUCAAGGUUAAUAUGAAAGAGGGCCGUGACUUCUGGUUGGAUGACCUUCUUGAGCAUGUGCGUCCAUACUGCCCUAUAGAGGUAAUGGACAGUGAAGACAGUUUGUUUUUAUUGUACACUUCUGGAUCUACCGGGCGGCCGAAGGGUGUAUCCCAUACCACUGGGGGAUACCUAGUAUAUGCCCAUGCAACUACGAAAUAUAUAUUUGAUGCCCAUGUUGGCGAUAUAUUCGGCUGUGUUGCUGAUUUAGGUUGGAUUACUGGACACACUUAUGUAGUGUACGGCCCUUUGCUCAAUGGGCUCACGACGUUCAUGUUUUCAUCAUUACCUAACUACCCCGACCCCGGGCGAUACUGGCGUAUGAUUGAGCAGCAUCGUAUAACUCAGUUUUACACUGCACCAACUGCCAUUCGAAGCCUCAUGAGGCAUGGUGACGACUACCCUCGUCAAUAUGAUAUAAGCUCAGUCAGGGUCCUAGGUUCAGUUGGUGAGCCUAUUAACCCUGAGGCCUGGCGUUGGUACUACGAAGUAGUAGGCCGCGGUCGCACCAAUGUGGUGGACACUUACUGGCAGACUGAAAAUGGCGGUAUAGUGGUAGCGCCAUUGGCUGGUGUGACUCCCAUGAAACCCGGGUCGGCCACUUUACCCUUCUUUGGCAUUGACGUCGCGUUGGUCGACUCUGCCACUGGCAAGGAAAUUUUACAGAACGACGUUGGUGGCCUACUAGUUGUCCGUCGUCCAUGGCCAGGUAUAUUCAGGACUUUGUACAAUAGCCACAAGCGUGGCAUUGUUACGUACUUUAGCAAAGUUCCUGGCAGUUACCUCACGGGUGACGCUGCCUACAGGGACAAGGAUGGAUAUAUCUGGAUUAACGGACGUGUUGAUGAUACCCUUAACAUAUCGGGGCACCGUAUAGGGUCGGCCGAUAUUGAGCACGCCCUUGUGGAGGUGUCCUAUGUAGCAGAGGCUGCUGCCGUAGCAUUCCCGCAUCCCAUCAAGGGUAACGGUAUCUUCUGCUUUGUGUCCCUAAAGGACGGUUUUGACAUAGUUCACGACGUUUUGGAGCGUGAGCUUAAAUUGGCAGUUCGCCGUAUAGUCGGGCCUUUCGCCACUCCAGACAUCAUCAUAUCGAGUCCGAACUUGCCCAAGACACGUAGUGGCAAGAUAAUGCGCCGCAUAUUGCGCAAGCUUGUCAGUGGGCAGGCCAAGGAUCUUGGCGACACCUCGACUCUGGCUGACCAGACUGUCCUCGAGGGUUUGACAGUCCUGUGCCAUGAUGUCCUGGAACGCUUCAACAAGCAUAUACAUUAAUAUAAUUAAU